AUGAUUCCUAAGUACCAGCGUCGUUUAACACUCAGCGCGGGUGAGGAGUGCACAAUAGCUGGGAAUGGACCAAUUACUGUUACUUUACUCACUGGUGUUUUACACCUCGCUGGGGUAUUGCUCGAGGCAAAUCGUCCAUACUCUUUCUACUUACACCUGGAAAGAGAGUCCAUUAUCCUGUUCACCCUAGAGGGGGGCUCGGCGAACGUUGCGAGUGAGGAGGCUGUGAAUUUUUUUAGGCACCCAUCAGGGGUCGUGCCUUUAGUUCAGUUCACACGUCGAACGCUAGUUCCUUUGAAGACAUCAAAGGUCCUUGUGAUAGGAAAUAAGCGCAGUGGAAAAUCGCUCGCGGCACACAUGAUCAUCAACCUCUUGCGAGAUUAUAGAAUGGGGAAGGACGAUAAUGCAUUAAAUAGAUACUUUCUGCUUGAUCUUAACCCAGAGUCAAAUUGUGUCUACAGUCCAGGAUGCGUUUCGUUUGUGGAAGUUCGCGAUGAUCCUUUAUGGCCAGGAAGCGCGGCAUCUCCAAUGAUGCUGCCGGUUUCGUUUUAUACCGGGUCUGUAAUGUCCCCAUCUGCCAAAGAUGUCUCUGCCUUCAUUCACUUUUGUGAGCAGCUCUACGACACUUGCAUUGCUUAUUUGCAAGAGGAAUGUCCGGCGCCACAGAGACCUCAUAUCAUUUUAGAUGCUCCAUCACCACUGCCAGAUUUAAAAAAAGAUGUGUUUUACAAGAAGAUCAUUGAAAUCGUUAAACCAACGCAUGUCGUUAUCGUUAGUAGUCGUGAUGAUGCGGGUGAGGAUUGGUUCACUUUUCUCCAGGAAGACAUCCAGCGUAUUUUACCCGACUGCGAGUUUACAUUCACGCAGCCUUGCUCUCAUCCAUGCGCAUCCCCUACAACGGAUCUUCGGAUGGCGGAGUACUUCGUUGGAUCUCCAAACACCACAAUGUUAGGGUGCUCUAAGUUGGUGGUGCCGACAAAAUCAUUGCAGUUUGUCAAGUACGUCGGUGGCGAUUCGGAAAACCCUUCGGGAGUCGGGGUUCAGAGGGUCUAUCCGACGCCCGCCUUGCGCCGGCUAGUCUGUGCACUAUCCCACGCAGAAAUCAUCGAGGAGGUGCCGCUCGCACCGGUGGCGGGUUUUUUUGUCAUUUGCUACGUCGAUGAGGAGAAUGACGAGGUUGUGAUUCUCGCCCCAGCCGCUGAGGAGGCUCUUCAGCGCUGUUUUGUUGUUCUUCCCCGUUAUGAAGCGUGUGGGGCUCUUAGGCUGACGGAUGCCCAAUUGGCUACACUCGAGGAGUCUGUUACUGUCUAA
Phytomonas sp. EM1 is the source of this 1311-nucleotide messenger RNA. Lineage: Eukaryota; Euglenozoa; Kinetoplastea; Trypanosomatida; Trypanosomatidae. The record is from the annotation of a GenBank genome assembly.